CAUGACCGGGCCUCCAGCUCCCGGACGUCCCCCACCCUCGCACCCCCCGCCCCAACCGGACACGGCCCCCGCCCUGCUCGCCCCGCGCGGUCAGCCUGCGCCCCGCCAUGGAGGACCUGGAUGCCCUGCUAUCUGACUUGGAGACCACCACCUCACACAUGCCAAGGUCAGGGGCCCCAAAAGAGAGAUCCCCAGAGCCCCUCACAUCUCCCCUGCCCUAUGGCCACCAGCCACAGAUGGGGUCUGGGGAAUCUUCAGAAUCCUCUGGAGAAAAAGACCAUCUGUACAGCACGGUAUGUAAGCCCCGGUCCCCGAAGUCUGCAACCCCUGUGGCCCCUCCAUUCUCCUCUUCCAGUGGUGUCCUGGGCACAGGGCUCUGUGAGCUAGACCGGUUGCUUCAGGAACUUAAUGCUACUCAGUUCAACAUCACAGAUGAAAUAAUGUCUCAGUUCCCAUCUAGCAAGGAGACUGCAGAAGAGCAGAAGGAGGACCAAUCUGAGGACAAGAAAAGGCCCAGCCUCCCUCCCAGCCCAUCCCCUACUCUCCCAAAGCCUUCAGCCACCUCGGCCACCCUAGAGCUGGAUAGACUGAUGGCAUCACUCUCUGACUUCCGCGUCCAGAACCAUCUUCCAGCCUCUGGGCCAACCCAGCCACCAGCCCCAAGCUCCGUGACUGAGGGCUCCCUUUCCCCACCAGGGCUGACUAGCAAAGGCAGCCUAGACACCAUGCUGGGGCUGCUGCAGUCUGACCUCAGCCGCCGUGGCGUUCCCACCCAGGCCAAGGGCCUCUGUGGCUCCUGCAAUAAACCCAUUGCUGGGCAAGUGGUGACGGCUCUGGGUCGCGCUUGGCACCCUGAGCACUUCGUUUGUGGUGGCUGUACCACUGCCCUGGGAGGCAGCAGUUUCUUCGAGAAGGAUGGGGCCCCUUUCUGUCCCGAGUGCUACUUUGAGCGCUUCUCCCCACGAUGUGGCCUCUGCAAUCAACCCAUCCGACACAAGAUGGUUACUGCCUUGGGCACCCACUGGCACCCGGAACAUUUCUGCUGCGUCAGUUGCGGGGAGCCCAUUGGAGAUGAGGGUUUCCACGAGCGCGAGGGCCGCCCCUACUGCCGCCGGGACUUCUUGCAGCUGUUCGCCCCACGCUGCAAGGGCUGCCAAGGCCCCAUUCUGGAUAACUACAUCUCAGCGUUGAGCGCGCUCUGGCACCCAGACUGCUUCGUCUGCAGGGAAUGCUUCGCUCCCUUCUCAGGAGGCAGCUUUUUUGAGCACGACGGCCGCCCGCUGUGCGAGAACCAUUUCCAUGCAAGGCGCGGUUCGCUGUGCGCCACGUGUGGCCUCCCGGUGACCGGCCGUUGUGUGUCAGCCCUGGGCCGCCGCUUCCACCCGGACCACUUCACCUGCACUUUCUGCCUGCGCCCUCUCACCAAGGGCUCCUUCCAGGAGCGUGCUGGCAAGCCCUACUGCCAGCCCUGCUUCUUCAAGCUCUUCGGCUGAUGGCCUGCCUGGCCAGUCCAGGGAGACUACAUCCCCAAGACCUCGCCCUUCCCGAAGAGACCUUGCUCACCCAAGGCCUUGCUCCUAGCACUUGGGACUCUCCCUAGUCCCUCCCAGUGAGACCCCACCCACUGGAGAGACCCGCCCUUAAGGUACUGUACUAUAAGUUCUUCGCUGUCAAGUUCAGAAAAGUCCCGGCCAAUUUCAAGGCCACGUGCCACAGAGUGGGUUAUGCACUGACGAACAAUCCCGCGUGAGCUCUCCACUUAAUUCCCACCCUUUAUGGAGCCCACUGACUGACAAGGGCCCUUGUAAAUCAGACUAAUCAGAGGCCGGGCCAGGACAUCUCUGCUCCCUGCUCCUUCACUGUUUUGUGCACUUUUUUUUUAACCUAUAUAAACACAAGUUCCGCCUCA
Molecule: messenger RNA, 1909 nt
Organism: Manis javanica (Malayan pangolin)
Lineage: Eukaryota; Metazoa; Chordata; Mammalia; Pholidota; Manidae
Gene: TGFB1I1
Product: transforming growth factor beta 1 induced transcript 1
Biological process (GO): actin cytoskeleton organization; heart development; muscle structure development
Cellular component (GO): Z disc; stress fiber; filamentous actin
Molecular function (GO): muscle alpha-actinin binding; actin binding
Source: RefSeq, a predicted model, not a curated record